AUGCAGUUGGAGUGCCAGCACGUUGACUCGCAAUUGCUGCCGAGGCUCCCUUGGGAAGCAUCUCCCACAGAUGACUUCUUGUCAGCCGAAGUGCUUCUUGGACGCUGGGUUGAUUCGCAGGGCCACUCCAUCCAUGUCCUUUCCACGGAUGCCUUCGAUGUUAGGCUGCUAGCGAAAAUGAAAAAGAAGAUGAGCCCGGACAAGCAUUUGGCACUGAAGCCAAUCAGGCUGGGUGGAGGAUGGCAGUGCGGGCACUCUAUUCUGGAUUCUUCCUGGAGCACAUCGGCACAGCUGCACUGGGUGGCAGGGGAUGGCCACGUCACCGUGUGGGUGCGUCCCCAGGCGAAAACGAGGAAAGACAAACUGCAGGAUGUGGAUGACCAAUCACAUCACACCUCCUCAGGGAGUUGCAGUCCAUUGCACCUGGAGGCUCAGGCCGAUAAGCCUGUUCCUUGA
This is a messenger RNA of Symbiodinium natans, 456 nucleotides long. Lineage: Eukaryota; Dinophyceae; Suessiales; Symbiodiniaceae. The record is from the annotation of a GenBank genome assembly.